AUGAGUGCCUCCACCAUCGGCUUAGCUGUUGUGCCUUCAGCAUUGCUUGUUGCUGGCGUUUAUGCCACACAGCCCGAGUUCAUCACCUACGCUGUUGCAGCUGCUGGUGUUUGGGCAAGCGCCAUAGUCUUCAGCAGUGGAAGCAGCAAGCCUCGCAAGGUGCUUAAGCCCGCCGAGUUCCAAGACUUCACUUUGAAGGAGAUCAACAACAUUUCGCACAACGUCGCCAUCUACCGUUUCGCUCUUCCCCGUCCCACUGACAUCCUUGGCCUCCCCAUUGGCCAACACAUCUCUCUCGCAGCCACUAUCGCCGGUCAGCCCAAGGAAGUUGUUCGCUCUUACACCCCCAUCUCCUCGGACAAUGAAAUUGGCUACUUCGAUCUCCUCGUCAAGGCCUACCCCCAAGGUAACAUCUCCAAGUACCUCACUGAGCUGAAGGUCGGCGACACCAUGAAGGUCCGAGGUCCUAAGGGAGCUAUGGUCUACACUCCCAACAUGUGCCGCCACAUCGGUAUGAUCGCUGGUGGUACCGGUAUUACUCCCAUGUUGCAAGUUAUCGAGGCUAUUAUUCGCGGCCGUCCCCGCAACGGUGGCAAUGAUAAGACCAAGGUUGACCUGAUCUUCGCCAACGUUAACCCCGAGGACAUCCUACUCAAGGAGAAGCUCGAGAAGCUGGCUAAGGAGGAUGAAGACUUCAAUGUCUACUACGUCCUGAACAACCCGCCUGCGGGCUGGACUGGUGGUGUCGGCUUCGUUACUCCUGACAUGAUGAAGGAACGUCUCCCUGCCCCUGCCAGCGAUGUCAAGGUCCUGCUCUGCGGUCCCCCACCUAUGGUCAGUGCCAUGAAGAAGGCUACCGAGGCCCUUGGUUACACUAAGGCUCGUCCUGUCAGCAAGCUGGAGGACCAGGUCUUCUGCUUCUAA
Penicillium taxi is the source of this 924-nucleotide messenger RNA. Its product is annotated as cytochrome b5 reductase family protein. Bases 1 to 924 code for a protein of 307 amino acids. NCBI's taxonomy places the organism in Eukaryota, Fungi, Ascomycota, Eurotiomycetes, Eurotiales, Aspergillaceae. The record is from RefSeq and is a predicted model, not a curated record. The transcript has 4 exons. Gene Ontology annotation, cellular component: endoplasmic reticulum. Gene Ontology annotation, molecular function: oxidoreductase activity.